AUGCACAGAUUGCAGGACUCCUUCAAAGACUUCGCCAUGCAGACGACUUCGAAGACGAAGUCGUGCCUCAGCCUGUCACCACCAGAAAUCAGGGACAUGUGGAGCCGAGGAUGCAGCGAGGCGGCUCACUAUGGAACGUACAUGCACUAUCUCUUCGAGGCUUACUUGAAUGGGUACGAAGUGCCGAGCAGUUCGCCGGAGUUUCGCAUGUUUCAGUCUUUCCUGUCCACGAUCGACCGGGACGCAACUGUGUGGCGAACUGAGUGGGUGGUUUACGGCGAGGACGAGAACAUCGCAGGGUCCAUCGAUUUUUGUGCGAGGCUGGCCGAUGGUAGCCUCAUGCUUGCAGAUUGGAAGCGCGCAUCUGGACUUCGCAAUAAGUUUGGCUCGCGGCAACAAAUGCUGCCUCCUCUCCAGCACCUUCCUGAUUGCACUGGAAUGCGCUACAGACUGCAACUCAAUGCAUACAGGUACAUUGUAGAGAAGUACUAUGGUUUUCAGGUUUCGAGGAUGUGCAUUGUGUGCUGUCAUCCGGAACACGGCGCAACGCCAUUGGUGGAUGAGGUGGGACGGUUUGAAACCGAAACCGAAGCCAUGAUGGCCAUGUGGCGGGAUGCAAGAGGUGGCGCUGCUGCGUCUCCGCUUCCAGGGAGGCUGGAAACCAGGUUGGAGGUGUGGGAAGGAACCCAGCGCCAGCAUGCAAGUUUCUUCGCUGAGUUUCCGAACGGCAUCAAGAUUCUUCCCCACCCAAGUGAGUGUCAGAGUGACAGCAAGCGAAUCUGGGAGAAGAAGAUGUACAUCAGCCGCAAUUUGCUUGCUAUGCUGAUUGAUGACUACUACAACAAAACCUAUAUCGUCUACCUCUACAUCUGCAACUUAAUGAGACAUCAUCCCGCACAGUGUCGACUGUUCGAGACUGCAAUCCCACAUCCUGCAACUGCCAGUAUGGAUUCAAGAAGGUGGCUUGGUGCCGUCAUUGAUUUCCUGGUGGUUCAUUUUCCUCCACACCUUUACGCGAGCUUGCGGUGUCGGAAAGAUGUUCGAGGUGGGUCGCAAGAAUCAAUCAUGCCUCCUGUUGGUGUUGACCCUGAGAGAGACGCAACGAUGGAGCCAGUAGAGGUCCAGGUUCCUGAUGCGAAUGACCAGCCAGAGCGGCUCACGGGCUUGUCGCAGGAGUUGGAAGGCUUCAUAGACGAAGCUCAGCAUUCGGAGCAUCUGGAAAGGGCACGAAAACGGCGAACUCUGCCAGGCGCUGCUACGACUGCACAAGACUUCGAGCUGGAGCUGAGCAGAUACAACACUGCUUGUGACACCUCCCUUGACGGAGCAGUGCAGUUCUCUGCUUCUGGUGAAGCGACAACUCUGCAAAGAGUUGAGGGUUUGAAGCGCUGGGUGUUGCAACGUAUGCCGAAUCUGGAUGACGACAUGCUCCGUCUUGCGGUGGGGGCUCUGUCAGUGUACAGGCUGCGUUUGUGGGAUAUGCACAUACGAGAGCAUGUCCUGCUUCUUUGGAUUGUCGAGGGAGGUGAGCACAUGAGGUGCCAUGGUGGCAACCUGUAUUUCUAUCAGCACGGGGCUUUCACAGUCCACAGAGGGUUGGACAAUGACCAGCAAGUUCUAGACGAGCUUUCGACAUUGCUGUCGCAGAGAAACAAUUCCCGGGAGCUGAUGCAAGACUGCGAGACUGCAGCCUUGCGUGGAAAGCGCUUGCAGAACAAACGAGCACGUUCUGCUGUGCUACAGGAUCAGGAAGCAGCACACGAUGCUCCAUCUGCUGCAGACGAGUCCGGAUCGAACGCAUUGGCAGAUGACCUCUCCAAGAUAGGGUUGGCAAUGCAAAGGCAGCUUCUCGAAGACCGAAUUUUCAAUCUGGUGGUAGAGUGGUGCGACACGCCGCAGGUGCGUGCAGCAGGAUGCUCGUACCAGGAUUGUGCAGUCAUGUACGACCUGAAGUCAGACCAGCCCAUUACGAUGGUUGGUGACAGUCCGAACAACAAUCUGUACUUGCACAUCGCACACCCCCUCCUACAGCCUCGACUUGCAGACCCUGUGCUAAAAAAUGCAGAGGAAAGACUUCUCAAGUUCUAUGCGCAAACAUUCUGGCUCAACAACGACGCAGCUCUGCGAAUUAGUGUCUUCGCCUGCAACCAAGCCGCAAUCGCCCUGGCCAAGCGCGGCGAAAACAUCGUGAGUGUGGGGCAGUCUCUCUACAGUGCUCACCUUGAUGCGGUCUACUCUCCGAAUCACAAGUUCAUAGACCCGAACAUAUGGUUCAUCGAGGAGUCUAUUAUCUGUGAUGUGUACCCCGAUGCCAAUCUGGAUGGCUACUUCUCUAAGGAUGACACGUUGAAGGAUUUCCUCAGAUCCGGCCCCGCAGUUGCAGCUGCUUUGCGUGUUCAGCAUGGCUUCGAGACGUUGCACAGUCGACAGCAGUGUGUGGACAAGAUUGAGAACUAUGCCAACCAGCCCUUCACGGAAGAUCGCGUCAGAUCGGCAUGUGGCUUGCCGAAGAAGGUUCGCUCAGGGGAGAGUGAUGCUCAUCUGCGAGUACCAGUGGAUCCACCGAGUCAAGAGGACGAUGAAGACAAGAAGACAUCAGAAGUUGAGUUUCUAUCGCCGAUCGCGGAGCUUGUCAAGUCGCACUGCCUUCAGAACAGUAAGAGUGUGAUGACCAAGACCAUGUUUGUUGGUUACCUGCGCCUGCCUCCUGAGCAUCCGAAAGAGCUCAGCAAGGAUGCGAUUUGGCAAAAGCUUCUGGAUCAUAGACUUCUUAUUCCCGCCAAAGACACUGCCAAAUACAAGGACUCCGUUAUACCUUUCAUCGCGUGCACAAACUCUUUGGGCGGCAUUGUCAACCUGGCUGUCGCUUCGGACACGACGGAGCAUCGCGAAGUUCAUGAUAUUUCAGCCUUGAUGAAUUAUGCGCAUGGUUGCGGAGAUCGCGAGGCGAACGCUGCACUGGUGAUUGCUUACUUGGACAGCCAGAUCAAUUCUGGAAAGGGCGUGGGCAAGGGCCACAAACUACCCGAGGCACUUGAGAAAAUGAAAGAUCUUCGCAGUAAGUUGUCGGCAGCAGAGGAACUGCUGUCUCGUAUAUGCGAGAAAGCAAGCUCAUCCUUGCCGCGGGAAAGCAAGUCGAAUCGCCCAGAUGUGGGUGGGCGUCCCAAACGACGCAGGACACGCAAGCAAGCCCAAGGCAAGGAAGAGCCUGAAGCGGCGGAGACUGAGCCUGGUGAGCUCCCUGAACCACCUACGUUCCUCCAAGAGAGAAAAUUUAUCUAUGACAGAAACUUCCAGAACAUGAUCCGCACCCGAGCGUAUGUUCAGGGCGACGGAGCUCAGAAGUUUUCACGACGUAUGCUCCGGGUUCUGUGUCCUCAGACUGUGGACUUCGAUAUUCAGAACGCUGUGUUUGUCAUCCUUCAACAGCUGGUACAGAAGCUGGAUGUAUCAUCUUCCAUGCCACAGGCGUUGCUCGAUAUUCUUGCGGAUUGUGCCAAGAAGCGACAAGAAGUUUGCGAGAACAGGCUGAACUUGUCUGAGAAGAAAGGCAAGCAUUUGCUUCACGAACUACUGUUUGGGGGCAUACCGCCAGCAUGUUUAGCGCAAAACCAUUUCGUGAAGGACUUCCAACAGCUGUCCUUGUGCUUGCGAUGGUUUGCCUGCAGUCUGUUGCCAGAAACGUAUGCCGUGAUCAAGGAAAUGUCAGCCAAGAAGCAUCCGGAGGCUUCAGCUUUAUUCUACCUCUAUGCGGCUAUUGAGGACUAUAUUCUUCAGGCCUGGGAAGUCGCAGUCGUGAAGUUGAAGCCCAAGCACGUUUCCUUGCACUUUGACGGUCUACGUUGCAUGGGCAUGGAGACGGACAUGACUACAGAUCAGCUCUGCACGCAUUUUGCCGAGCACAUAAAAGCGGUUACAGGCUUCGACGUCGUCAUUGUUGAAAAGAAGCAUUUACUUUUCUCUGAAAUGUGCUUCGAGUCUGAGGACAAGACAGACAAGCUUGACUUCGACACUGUCCUGACGGCGCCUGGCAACUGUAUCUGCCUGGCACUUGCAAACCUCUUUCCGAGUCGCUUGGAUCAGGUCAAGAAGUGGGUGAGAGCGGCCACGUCCGAGAAUGCAGACGCCGAGCGCACGUGUUCCAGAUCAUACAAAAAGACAUUGCAGGGGCUCAAAGUUCAUGCUGUGCCAUCCAUGGAGCCUGUCUUUCAGAUUGGUGGCAACUACCUCAUCCAUAUGGAGAACGGAGGGCGUCCACAUUGCAUCUCUUGUGUGGUUCGUGCUGAGAAUGAUGUUGUCCUAGUGGACUCCCGGGGGCGAACGUACAGCACAGUGUCACAAGUCGCAAGCUUCGCAGAGACUUGCGUCGACUCCAAAUCCAUCGUGCUCUUCAGGCAGGAGCUGGGCAAGACGAGUGGACAUCUUGCUGGACUCAGCCGGCUGACUCUUCCCUUCAGGUCACCUAGACGGAUAAUGUUGCUGCAGGAGUCGUCCGACGAUGAAGGAGGAGAUCCCGAGGAAGAGCUCGACGAGUCCCUAGUCCAGGUAUCGGACACGCUCUUGCGUUCGAUGGAGCUUGAGGUAUCCCGUCAGCUGAAGACCACAUCCAGCGCCAAGAAGUGUCCGUUUUGCCCUUUCCGGACAUUUCAGAAGAACAGCCGGGUGCAGAGCCAUGUUCGGCGCUACCACGCCGUGGGACGGCAGUUCGUAUGUUCUGGGACAAAGCAACUGAAGAUAGUUGCUGCAUUGUUUGAUGACGAUCAGAUCUCCGGAAACCCCGGUGGUAAGUAUCUUGAGAG
Molecule: messenger RNA, 4799 nt
Organism: Symbiodinium necroappetens
Lineage: Eukaryota; Dinophyceae; Suessiales; Symbiodiniaceae
Source: the annotation of a GenBank genome assembly